Molecule: messenger RNA, 2649 nt
Organism: Closterium sp. Naga37s-1
Lineage: Eukaryota; Viridiplantae; Streptophyta; Zygnematophyceae; Desmidiales; Closteriaceae
Source: the annotation of a GenBank genome assembly
AUGAUGUUCGCGGAUGGAGCGGGGAGGUUGCUGUCGCCGUGGCACCACAUUCCGCUGUACGCGGCGUGCGACACGCUGGUGCAUUUCGUGUGCACGACGCCCGUGGCGACGUGGGCGAAGAUGGAGAUCGCGCGCGACGAGGACUACACGCCUUUGCGAUUCGCAGCGUCGCAGAUGCAGGUGCAGCUGCUGCAGGGGCUGGGCCAUCCUGUUGGUACUACUGGCAAUGCCGUUGCUGCCACCAAUCCUGCCAGCAAUGUUGCCAGCAGUGCUGUCAGUUUUACUGCCUUUUCCGUCCCAAACACCAACCUCCCUUCCACCCUGCCGCCCCGCUCCCACCUGCCCAUGUCCCACCCUGCCACCCCUCUCCCGCGCACCCCAUCCGUCCCACAUAGCCCCGGCCCCUCCGCCCAGCCCUCCUUCCCGCGGCAUCCUCCCGCCUCCCCCUCGUCCCCCUUCUUCCCCUCCUCCCUUCCCCCCACCUCGCCCCCCACUCUCCCGCGCUCCCCUCUCUCCGUGGAUUCAAUCAGGGAACAGGCCAAGAGAGGGUUGAGAGGGGGGAGGAGGGGAGGGUGGGAGCUCAGAGGGGAGGUGGGGAGCGGGGCGAGAGGAGGAAGAGUGAGGGAGGGAGUGAAAGAGGGGGUGAAGUAUCUUCAGAGGCACAAGAGUGAGAACCUUUCGGCUGUGUUGAAGGUCCGCAGCCCUGCUGCUGUGCAACGGCACGCCACAGCUCCUGCAGCACGUUCCCCUCGCUCGCACUCCCCUCUGCCGCUCAUCCGCUCCCCUCUGCACCUCGCACGGUCCGCCUCCCCAUUGCGAAGCCGCAGCGAGGACACCAACCUGCCUCUGAGACAGCAGCAGCAGCAGCAGCAGCAGCAGGAACGACAGCGGAAGCCGCAGCAGCGGCACUCCGGGCAUGAAAACACGCAUGAAACAGCAGCAGCAGGUCGGCCCGUCAAGCCUUGCCCACUUCAAGGUUCUGAGGGGCUGGAGGAGGGCCCUGGCGAGUGGCGCACUGCCACCCCUCUCUUCCUCCGCUCACUUGAGGACAGGAUGGGCAUCAGCAGCUGCUUCCGGGCUCAUGAAUGGCUGGUGGCGCGGAAGAGAGAGAUAGAGCAGGAGGAGUAUGAUGAUGAGGAGGAGGAGGAGGAUGAGGAUGAGGAGGAAGAGGGGGACGAGGCGGGGGAGGAGGAAGAGGAGGGCGAGGAAGAGGGGGAGCAGUGGGAAGCUGCUACAGCAGCAGCAGGAGGCAGGGGUGUGGGGCCGCGCGCGUCCGUGGGAGGAGCAGGGAAUGGGGGAGGCGAGCGGCGGGAGAGGAGGGACUGCGGUGUGCGGUCGUUCGGUAGUGGCAGUUUCAGCUCGUGGCAAGAGGGCAGCUUCGACUUCUUACAGGAUGAUGGCGCUCGGAUGGUGCCUAGGGAGAGUGGCGGUGCUGCUGCUAGGAUGAGGCAGGGAAACAGUGUGGAGUUGACCAGGGAGGGUAGUGUGGGAUUGAGAAGGGUGGGUAGUGUGGGAUUUGGAGGAGAGAAGAGUUCUGGACUGAGGAGGGAGAGUAGCAUGGGGGCAAUGAGGGAGUGGGAUGAUGCUGGCGUGCGGAGGGAAAGCAGUUUCGGAGUCGGUCCUGCUGCUGCUGCUGCGGCAGCCGCGGUGUCGGCCUCUGCUGAUGCGUUUGGGGACGAGGGGAUUGUGGCUGCUGCUGCUGUGGUCGCUGGAGUAGCUGUGGAGCGUACGCAAGGGCUGUCCGAGUCAGACGCUCGGUGGGGUGCACUCAGGCAUGCAAAUGCUGCCCAGACCAGCAUUUACCGCUCCACAUCCACUGCCGCUGCCGCUGCCGCUUCCGCGGCUGCCGCUGCUGCUGCCACUGCUUCUGCUGCUGCUGAAACUACUGCAAUCCAUCCCUCCCGGCUGCACAGCGCUUGGGCUGGCAGUGGCACCUAUUCCUCGCCCGCUAUCGGCCUUCACCCAAGGCCGAUGCACUGGAGCAUGAGCGAGCAUGUAAUUAUACGGCCUGCCACUGCUGCUCCUUCUGCAAGCUCUCUUGGCAGUGGCAGCAGAGGCUUGUCGGCACGACUCUUCAGCACGCACAACCCCCCACCUCUUCCACCGUCAAGCUCAUAUCGAGAGGUUAUGCCAGUACGGUAUGCGGCGGGGGCUCCUGUGACAAAGGGGGCGAUUUAUAGUAGCAGGAAUGGGGAUGGUGGGAGCAGAGGGUUUGAUGGUGAUGGGGGUAUGCUUGUUCGUGGUGGCAGCGGCAUGGUGGUGUUUGGACAGGAAAUGGGUGCGGUGGAGAUCGGGGGAGAAGAUGAUGAGUUGAAAUCGCUCAUCCCGCUCACAGACAUCACAAUCCUGAUUCCCGCCAACAUCGUCGUGCUACGAAACUACAACUCGGACCAGCAGACGGCCAUUCUCUCCUUCAACACCAUCACCACGCGCUACCUCUACCGCAACCUCACGGACCUUCCCGGCGGCACGCUGCUCGACACUCUCGAGGGCACGCAGGUCACCAAGCGCGGCCCAAACUUCCAGCCCUUCGUCGCCUUCAAAGGCCCCGCCGCGCUGCCGUCCGUGCUCGCCGUGCCGAACCUGUGGGUAGGCUCGGACUUUACUAUUAUGGGGACCAGCACCCUUCUUAUUCCUCCUGGUAUCUAG